This is a messenger RNA of Spea bombifrons (plains spadefoot toad), 480 nucleotides long. RefSeq names its product cytochrome c oxidase subunit 7B, mitochondrial. Lineage: Eukaryota; Metazoa; Chordata; Amphibia; Anura; Pelobatidae. The transcript has 3 exons. Gene Ontology annotation, biological process: mitochondrial electron transport, cytochrome c to oxygen. The record is from RefSeq and is a predicted model, not a curated record. The coding region runs from base 108 to 347 and encodes 79 amino acids.
UUUCAAUGACGACAGGAAUGGGGAGUGGCCACAAUCAGGAUAUCCCGCGCAGCCAUUUUGUUUUUCUCCAUUUCUUUCAAGGGUAAGGAAAGAAGGAAGGUAGAAACAUGUUCCCCUUGGCAAGAUCCGUGCUGUCCGCGACCGCUCGUGGGGUUCAGAGAACAGUCUCAAGACAGGCUCAUCACAAGUCUGGACCUGACUUCCAUGACAAGUAUGGAAACAUCAUCCUGUUAUCUGGGGCAACAUUCUGUGUUUCUAUUUGGACUUAUGUGAUCACACAGACAGGGAUCACUUGGAAUCUGUCUCCAGUAGGCAGAAUCACUCCAAAGGAAUAUAAGGACCAAUAGAACAGAUGCGGCUGUUUUGGACGUUCCUCAGUAUCUUUAACAUGCCUAUACUGUGUACAUAAACGCCUUACCUGCAUACUUAGUCUUCAUGUAUGAGGGGGGGUUCUGCUGUAAUAAAUCCAAUUUAAAUUUA